Moneuplotes crassus is the source of this 1226-nucleotide messenger RNA. NCBI's taxonomy places the organism in Eukaryota, Ciliophora, Spirotrichea, Euplotida, Euplotidae. The record is from the annotation of a GenBank genome assembly.
AUGAGCAUACAAGAUCACAGGCCAAAUGAAAUAAGGAAUGAGAUAUUCAGGAAAAGCCUAGCCAGGCUUUCUUCCCCACUAGAAAAGAAGCCUUUCCGGAAGGGCUCUGUUAGGUACAACUUCAGGGAUAGACCUUGGGGUGUGAAAUCGCAACAAGAUCUCCGAAGAUUCAGUAGAGAAAGCAGUAGCUCAAGAUCCUCUGGUGGUUUUGGCAAGAACAAAGAGAGACUGGAAAGUUUACUUAAUGUUAAAUAAGGUCCAGGCAAGACCAUUCUCUAUUGAGAGCUAUUUCAGACAAGCUAGAUCAACAACACGGAAUUUUGGAGCUAUGACGAGUCAAACCAAGGCUUGGACCACCAUCCCUCAAAAGGUAUUCCAAAACCAAGGAUAUUUACCCAGAAAUGCCCAGUCGCCUCGGUACUCCAAAGCUGGCUUCAUAUCACGAUUUGGGAAUGUGAAGAAUGCAUUUACUGUACAAAAUAAGUCUCCCAGAUCCAGACAAAAGGAGAACUUCGGAGAUGGACUUAGGAAGAAAAAGAAAAUGUAUAAGCAGAUUUUAUCGAAAAGAACAGACAAAGUAUGUAGAACCUCCAGGAAGUAUAUAAAGAGCGUUCAAAAGAGAAAACCACCAAAACAAAUAAAACUAAAACAAACUACUAAACCUCUUAACCGACAAGUAUUGACUACAAACCUAUAAACCCAACACAAAACCACGAAUCCAAAUUCGAAAAAAUAAUGCAACAAAUGAUAAAUAAGACCCCAAAACUAAACUCCCUCCUCAAGGACGACCCUUCCCUAACCCUCAAAUCCACCCCCUCCCUCGAUCACCCCACUCACCUCCCAAAGAUGCUCUCCCAGUUAAAAACCCACAAAUUCACCCCUAAAUCGCCUAUUUCUCCCUCCAAAAUUCCAAAAUCCAAAAUUUCCCCGUACAAAAAAUCCUUAAUAGACUCCAAGCUUGACUACUACAAGUCUAAAUUUUUUGAAAUUCUGGAAGCACAGGAAAUUCGCCGUAGGAAGGGGGAAGAGGAUAGAAGAGUUAGGGAAGGGUUAAAGGCAGCUGGGUUGGAGUCAGAGGAGUAGUUUUGAAUGAGGUCAACAGUUUCAUAAGAUUCUUUCUAUGAAGAUUUAUAGGAUUUCAUAAGUUCUCGAACUCUAGCCAAGAAGACUUCUAAUUUCUUCUCACCAUAAUCUCCUUAAAUGCCAUUAAAUAAUCCUAUUCAACA